UCAACUCGGUGACUCGCUACAAUCAGUUACGUGGCAAUUUAUGUUUAGCUUUCAUCAGUAAUUAUCAUGUUCCGUGAGAACACCGGAUUGCCGUCCUCAAGCCUCUCUCUGAACUGGGGUUUUUGCUUGUCCUCCUUACACUUGCAACAAAACCCUUGCUGAAACAAAAACCCUAUGCAGCACCUGGAUGAACUUAACAGCGUUGGAUGAGUAACAAACCGCUAAGACCCAGGUAAUUUCUCAGUCUGCCAAUUUCUUGAAAAUCUUUUUUGGUCAUUUUGGUUGAAACUAUCAAGCGGUAUCUUUACUCAAUCUGGUUCGGAUAAAGCUUUUAUGCGACUGGGUUAUCUUUAUUUAAUGGGCACCUCUCAAUUCGAUUUCGCACGGACUUUUAUGCUCUGUGCAUUUAUAAAUGCCAAUAUGUUGGUGGGUUUAUUGGAUCAAUUCAGUACUGCACCUUUACAGAUAUAAUGGGUUCAAUAGAUUCGAAAAAUGAACACUGUUUCUCUUUUUAGUGCAAGGAUGGUUCAUAAAUUUUCAUAUAUUUCUUUCAUUUCGAGAAAAUUAUGUGACUAUAGUUUUGAUAGUGAUACAAAUGAUAAUGGGUUCCUACACAUUGAGGAAACCUUGAUGAGAGAAUGGAGAAGUCCAGAUUUCAAUUCAUAUGGAUAUGGAAGCCGAAAUGAGGAUCAUUUAUCUCAGCGGUUGCGCUUUUUUCAGAAUGUUAGGGCCGAUGCUGCAAGAAUUAUUGACAUUCUACGACGAGAUGGCCCUGGAUUCGAUGCAAAAACAGCUCUAAGUGAGUUGCAUGUAAGGGUUUCGGGGCUUCUUGUGAGAGAAGUCCUUGUGGGAAUUUUGAAGAACAUAAGCGAUGAGAAUAAAACAAGGUGUGCAAAAUUAGGAUAUAAGUUUUUCGUGUGGUCUGGUCAGCAGAAAAAUUACAGUCACACAGUAAAUGCAUAUCAUUUAAUAAUGAAGAUAUUUGCUGAUUGUGAUGAAUUUAAAGCAAUGUGGAGAUUGCUUGAUGAGAUGAUUGAGAAUGGAUACCCAACUACAGCACAGACGUUUAACUUAUUGAUAUGUACCUGUGACGAGGCAGGUUUGGCUAGGAAUGUGGUUGAGAGAUUCAUUAAAUCAAAAAAAUUCAAUUAUAGGCCUUUCAAACACUCUUACAAUGCAAUCCUACAUUCACUUCUUACAAUUCAUCAGUACAAGUUGAUUGAGUGGGUGUAUCAACUAAUGUUAGUUGAUGGUCAUUCUCCAGAUAUUUUGACUUACAAUAUUAUUAUGUGUGCAAAGUUUAGAUUGAGGAAGUUGCAUCAAUUUUAUAAAUUGGUUGAUGAAAUGUGUAGUAGUGGAUUGUCCCCAGAUUUUCAUACUUAUAACAUAUUUCUCCAUGUUCUCGGUAAAGGGAAUAAACCAGUUGAAGCUGCUAAGCUUUUGAUUUAUAUGAAGAAAGUUGGUUUUGAUCCUAGCGUCCUUCACUUCACUACAUUGAUAGAUGGAUUGAGUAGGGCUGGGAAUUUAGAUGCCUGCAAGGAUUUCUUUGAUGAGAUGAUAAAAAAUGGAUGUAAACCAGAUGUUGUUUGUUACACUGUAAUGAUCACAGGAUACGUAGAGGCAAGGCAGCUUGAAAAGGCUCAGGCAAUGUUUGAUGAGAUGACUGACAGGGGGCAGUUGCCCAAUGUAUUUACCUAUAAUUCACUGAUUCGUGGACUAUGUAAUGAAGGGAAGUUUGAGGAGGCCUGCUCCAUGCUCGAGAAAAUGGAAUCUAGAGGAUGUAAUCCCAAUUUUCUUGUGUACAGUACCUUAGUGAGCAAUUUGCGUAAUGCUGGAAAGCUUUCUGAAGCUCAUGAAGUAAUAAAACAGAUGAAGGAGAAGGGGCAAUACAUCCAUCGUAUUUAAGUUGAAGGGAUAUAAAUUUGCUAAGCAAUUACAGGGAAUUUGAACUGUAUAAUGCUCAGAGAUUUGGCUCAGUGUAAUUGGGAUACAAUAGAAAGCCACCUUCUGCCUUCCCCAAGUAAAGUGAUUCGUUGAGAAUUCAUGUGGAGCAACUAGUAAGCUGUAGUUGGGUGUAUCAUCUACUUCUCAUAAAGCUCUUGCUUUGCAGUCCAAAUUCCUGUGUACUAACUGUACUGAGGUAUGAUAUCUUAGUCAUCAGAAUGUUUCUGACCUUAACAUCUUUCAUCAUGAUGAUUUGAUUAAUUGUAUCAGUAAAUCUCCACCAGCUGAAGAUAAAGUUGUUUGUUACUGGAAAUGAAUUUUGAAAUUCUACUAUUAUGUUGUGCAUUUUUGGUGAUUUUCUUCAGAGGUAUUGAUGGAACAGUUGCUUUCAAAUUAAGCAAUAAACCAAUUGGCAUGAAUUGAUAAAUAUCUAGAGAAAGUGAGUGCUCUUUUGAAGCAUUUAGAUAAUUUCUGUUCUUCUAGAAUCCACCAAACCACUUCUUCCAAUGCAUUGUACACGUAGAAAAUUGUUUAGCCUUUUGAUUAGGAAACAAUACCAUUACAGAAACAAUGUUAAACUUUUUUGGCAUUGCCACUUCAUGUGAAAUAUUAAAAGUAAUAAUAUGGGUUAUGCAGACCCCUGGGAAAAGUUUAAGAUACAUUGCUUUUGUUACUAUUUUUAUUUUUAGUUUUAAUUCUACCCUGACUGGUACAUAAUACCUGCUAGUGGAGGCUGCUAACAGUUAUUAAAUACUGUUGCCAUUUGUCAGCUUUAUGCCCGAUUCUUAAUGAGCUAGAUUUCUGUCAUUAGAUCAUAAUUUUAUUUUUUAGUGUGUAGUUACGUACUAGAAAGGUCAAGAAAUGCAGGUAAAAGUUCGCAAUUGAAUGUUUAAGGAUGCACUUUGGCAUGCCAUCAACGUGAUCUAUCUCCUUUGAGAAGUGCAAAAGUGGGGUGUUUGAACAAUCUAGAUCAUAAGCCUCCUUUUGCUGCAGUUUGGCUGGUUGGUUGCAUAAUUGAAUUUUGUAAGUUGUUUCUAAACUUCAGCACGAUAACUGCCAAAUCUCUUUUCUCCAUUGUUUAUGGAUUUCUGUGCUUUUUCAGUAUUUCUUCUAUUAAUUACUUUUAUUUUUCUUUAAAGUAUUCCUUUGUUGAUUCUUCUUCUACUUGGAUAUUACGUCUUUUUAUGGAUCAGUAAUGAUUUGCUGUUGUCAUUAUGUGAUCGACUUUGAGAAUUUUUCACAAUUAGUAUUUAUCUGUUUUGAGGUUGAGAUUUUGGGAGUGGAAUACUUCUGCCCCAUUUUCCACUGUGAAAUGUGAGCAGGGGCUAAGAGGAUCUAUGAAUGCCUGUUCAUGUUAUUUUGAAUCUGAGAACUAUGAUAAAUGGAGAUCUUUUGAUUUUUGGGAGAUGGAAUCCUAGGUUCCAAAUUCUGCACUUGAACUCUGUGAAAGCAACUGAAGGAACAUUCUAAUUUUCCCAUGGGCUGUGUGAAAAGGUUUGUGGUCAGCACGUAUGGGGAAGCUAAGGAACUGAGCAUGGUUCCCGUUUCAUUUGAAGUCAGAAGUGGAAUCUGAAAGCUUCAUCUUGGUCUCUGAAGGUCCAAAGCUGAGCUCGUAAGCUGCUUCAGUUUAUAGUUUUGGUCUCGUAGCCUCAAAAAUGUCUGCUACCAUAACAAAAGGAAGCUGAUGGAAUUACUUUUCCACUAUCUUUUUUGUUUCGUUUCAUUUAUGGUAUAGCAUGGGCUGAUUUGGCACUCCAAAAUGACUAUGGGUGUACGGGGAUGACGUGGUACAAAAGACCAUGAAUAUGAGACGUAUGCUGCUGACAUGGAUAAAUGACAUGGCAAAAGAAAAGAAAAUACUUGUAUAUUAUGCCUCGUGAAUCGUGAUGCCAAAAGAAAAAGAAGAUGGGGUUCUCUUAGUAGUGCCGCAAGUCUUCUAUCCAUCAGUCCCUGAUAUUGUUAUUUUUAUCUUUUUGUCAUUUUGCUUGGAGGGGAAUAGAAAUCAUGCAUUCAGUGGCCAAGAAUUUGAAAAUUAGUCCAUACUUUUACA
Molecule: messenger RNA, 3994 nt
Organism: Jatropha curcas
Lineage: Eukaryota; Viridiplantae; Streptophyta; Magnoliopsida; Malpighiales; Euphorbiaceae
Product: pentatricopeptide repeat-containing protein At1g55630
Biological process (GO): mitochondria-nucleus signaling pathway; chloroplast-nucleus signaling pathway
Cellular component (GO): chloroplast
Molecular function (GO): protein binding
Source: RefSeq, a predicted model, not a curated record